Messenger RNA from Microthlaspi erraticum, 2502 nucleotides. The record is from the annotation of a GenBank genome assembly. NCBI's taxonomy places the organism in Eukaryota, Viridiplantae, Streptophyta, Magnoliopsida, Brassicales, Brassicaceae.
AUGGAGGACGAAUCUUCAUCACUCGAUAUGGAUCUCAUGGAAGAGAGAGAAGAACCAAUGGUGUUUCCUUCCGAGAAAGAUCGUACUUUGAUAAAAACCCCUUUUCUAAAACCCUUUGUAACCUCCAUCGAUGGUUCAAUAGCAGAGCUUCCUCAUCGUCGUCGACGUCUCUCUGUUUCUGCAUCGUCACACCUAAAGCACACCUUCUCGGCGAUUUCCUUCACUGGUUUUUGGUUUGCCGGUGAUCGUUUCAAAUCAUGGGCUGCAAAAAUGGAAGCUUUGCACGAACCCACUUGGAGAAAAGCUGGGAUUUUUGAAGCGAUCAAGGCAUCAACACACAAAAUCCUCAAAAACCAGUCUUUGCUUCUUGCUCUUGUUGAGAAAUGGUGUCCUGAAACAAAAUCUUUCGUCUUCCCUUGGGGUGAAGCAACCAUAACGCUAGAAGAUGUGAUGGUGAUUCUAGGGUUUUCUGUUUUGGGAACUCCGGUUGUUGCCUCUUUAGAGAGCGCAGAGACGAGAGACUCCGUGGAGAAACUGGAGAAAGCAAGGCAAGAAAUUAUGAACUCAGCUGGUCGUGCGGGCCAGGAAAAAUGGUUCUCGAGUUUCAGAAACAGAGAUGAUCAAACGGAGCAUGAAGCUUUCCUUGCGCUGUGGCUUUCACAUUACGUUUUUCCAGAUAAGUCUCAUCGUUCUGUUUUGAGAAAUGUUCUUCCGUUUGCUGUUCGUUUAUCUAGAGGUGAAAGGAUUGCUCUUGCGGUUCCUGUUCUCGCAAGUGUAUACAGAGAUUUAGGUCAAAUCCGGUCCUUUGCUAGAGAUGAUGAUUCUACUAAAAGUCUUGUUCUCACAUCGCUGUUUAAGUUAGUCCAAGUUUGGGCCUGGGAGAGGUUUAAGAACGUUAGACCAGAAGCUAAAGAGAUACCUAGAGGCGAACCAAGAAUCUCUCGGUGGGGCGGUUUGCAAAAGAAACUACUUAAGGAUGUGAGAUUGAGUCUUGAUGGUUUCGAUUGGCGUCCGUACACGAAACCUUUAAAGAAUUGGAACCCUCUUCGGGUUUACGUCGAAGAAGCUAUGUGGAUAACUAUUAAUAACAACGUUGAUGACGAGUUUGUUGUGUUUGCUCGGUGUGUGAGGAGUUCUCAGCUUGUUGGGAAUGGUUUUGUUGAGGAUUACAAUCCAAACCGAGUGGCAAUGCAAUUCGGUUUAUCUCAAGAUCUUCCUGGUUUGGUUAGUGAUCAUCAUCAUAGAGAGUUGACAAUAAAGGAAGCAUGGGAGUAUUACAAUCAAUCUCUUGAUGGGUUAAAGCUGUACAUGCCUUCUCGUCUUGCUACAACUUCUGUUACCGCAAGAUAUAGAGAAUGGUGGUUAAAAUCAGUUUCAAAGUAUCUUGCAUUUGAAGAAUCAUCUGAAACUUGUAAUGCAAGUAAUACAGAUGAUGAUGCAUCUCUUAAGGUACUACCGUUGGAUCAACUGCUUCGGAACAUGAAGGAAGGGUUUCCUGCAAAGCUCAGACGACGUAGGACGCGUAGAUUAACAAGAAAAUUGAGAUAUGAGAUAAAGAAAGGCAAGAUAAGUGAUUUUGGUGGAUCAGCUUCAAUAGGAGUGCCACUUGGUCGUUUGUUUCAGAAGGAGUUAGUGAAGAGGACAAGUGACAAACUGAGAAACAAGAGAGGCAAGCGAGGUCGUGAGGAAAUUUCAAUGGAUUACAAAGACGAUGGUGGAGAUGAUGAUAACAUGCCCAUUGCUCAGUUGAUAAAAUCUAGAGAGAAAAGUGGAGGAAAUGCUUUUGAAUCACUUGGAAAAAGAAGAAGACUUGAGCUUGUUUCUGGUCAUGAUGAAGAAGGAACUAUAAGCAAAGCGGAGAAGGUUAGUGUUCUGGUUUUAUCUGAUGAUGAAAACAACUCAUUAGAUUCUCCUCUUGUUGCUUCUAAUAGAGUAUUUGAUGAGAAGAAAGAUGGUGGUGAUGAUGAUUAUGAGGGGUGGAAGCAGAGAGCGCUUGCAAUAGAUGAGCUAACAUUGAAGCUAGAUGCUGACAAGAGCGAAGUCCAACCACGACAAACCAAGCUCACAAACGAUACAGCAGAGGAGCCAAUAGGAAGGCAGGCGACAAAAGGCAGAACCAGAGAGACAAAACGCUUGCAAGUACGAGGAAAUAACAUCAUCAAAGGGAAAAGCAAAUACCUUAAGCAGAAACGGGAUCGAUCCAAGUGGACCGAAAAGAGCAGAACACCAAAGGCUGACCGAAGUAGACAGAAGCCCACCACGAGCCAAAACCAACAGCAGUCGAGGAGACAAGCUCCGCCGGAGAGAUCUAACGGAAGAUCUGCAGAAAAGGAGGCGUUCGCGGUAGAUCCGCACCGAAGAUCCAAAGAUCCGGCGUCAAUCCUCACAUUAAGACCAAAGAUCCAUCCGUGGCUGAAGCUUUCCAACCAAUCCCGAGCCCGCCAAGAGACGAAACUCUAUGCUCCAAUCGAAAAACCAGGACCAUGCCCCAAGAAACACUAA